Salmo salar (Atlantic salmon) is the source of this 8482-nucleotide messenger RNA. RefSeq lists its product as uncharacterized. The record is from RefSeq and is a predicted model, not a curated record. Lineage: Eukaryota; Metazoa; Chordata; Actinopteri; Salmoniformes; Salmonidae.
GGAAGGAAGUAAGUCAACUACUAGAUAACUAUGAAAUCAACUUGUUUAGCUAGUAAAGUUAGCUAGCUAACUUGCAAGCUUACCGUUUGAAAGCUCAUGUUUCCGAAGUAGUCCGAACAACCUGGCUAGUGACGUGUUAGCAACAGGUUUGCCUCUGACUGACCGACCAUAUCCCACACCGCAGUGCGAUUGACUGGGUUUUGGUUGAAGAAAAUAAUUAUCUAGCUCGCUAGGUCCCUGGAGGGAAAUAAGCAGAAACACGACAGGCUCUUCCUACUCCUUACUCGUGUGAUAUGACAUCACUGCAUGGUUACCACAGAAACCAGGGCUCAGUUCAGACGGUUGACAGCCAGUCAGCGGUCUAAGGCGUUGCAUCUCAGUGCUAGAGGUGUCACUACAGACCCUGGUUCGAUUCCAGGCUGUAUUACAACCGGCCGUGAUUGGGAGUCCCAUAGGACGGCGCACAAUUGGCCCAUCGUCAUCCGGGUUUGGCCGGGGAACUGAACCCUCCAGAGGAGAUGGAUCUCUCCCUCUCCCCCUGGCUGAGGCCUGCCAUACUGAUGAUUGGCCUCUGUUUAACAGCACAUCUGCUUCUAGAGCAGCCAGCCACAACUCUGGGUGCAUGACUCCUCCAAAGGUGUUUUUCACAGGGAUGGCUGCACAAGUGGAGGUACAGACUGGGGAGGUGGGAAGGACCGGUGUAGGGGGGCGACUGCACCUCAGCCCUCUGGCUGACUCCAGCAACAAGAGCCUAACAGAGGGCCCAUCCAACACCCAGGGCUCCCUCAUCAUCACUCCAGAGUCCAGUAAGCCUGUCCCUGCACCCAAACCACGGCUCACUCCCAAACCUUUUGCUGUGGAGAAAACCCCCACCAUCCGGCCCAUACUUGCUCCUAAGCCUAAUACCAAGCCCCGACCAGAGCCCACUCGCCCUACUUUUUACAAACCUGACCCUCCCAACGGCCCAAAACCUCAGCCGCCGAAUGUCACCAGCAAACACAGGCCAGUGUCGACCAACCACAGCCGUCCUGCUCCUACCUCCUACAAACCCUCUCCCAAGUUGAGCACGGGACAAACCACCAAGCCUGUAGCCCAGCCCUUCAAACCCGCCCCUCUAACACUUGGGGACCCCAGCAAACCAACUCCUUCCCAACCGGUGGGGCGUCAGAAGCCAGCUGCGGCAGGCUUGUCCCACUCACAAGGCCCUAAGAAACCCCCUUCAGUGGAAUGGUCCGGAUCCACCAAACAGGAGAAGGAAUGUGGCAAAACAGCAUCCAGUAUCAGAGCUGGAGGAGCCUAUUUGACCAGAGCCAAGUCAAUGAGCUUCCUCCGUCAGAUAGGGCUAGAGGGGGAGGAGAGGAAGGAGGAUGAAGGGCCAGAGGUAACAGUCCAACUCCGAACCCAGUCUACAGGCUCCAGGCCUAGACCUGUGUCGGCUAUCUUCCUGCCCUCUCCCACUCAGGCUGAGUCGUCCACCCCAGCUGAUCGCUGGGUCGGGAGACGGCCCCUUUCAGCCGACCUCACCUCCAAGUUUGAGUCCAUUGGCUUGUCGCUGCACCGUGGCUCUCCUGCCAAGACUGGCAGCAAGGAAAACACUCCAGAGGAGGGGGCACUGCUACGGAGGAGAGAGGGGGAGACGGGAGCAGAGGGGACGAUUGUUACACCACAGGCCCCAGACAGCAAGCCUUCAGCCUUAGCACGAGGGAGCGAGAAGAAAAAAGAGGAAGAGAAGGAUGAGGGAAAGGGUGGAGGAAGCAUUAAGAGACGGAUCAGUCUCUUGCUCGAUUCCUCUUCUUCCUCUCCUGUGGUUCCUCUCCGUGUUGCUGCCCAAGGACCGGAGCAUCACUCUCCAGUGCAGCCAGUCCCAGAGGCAGAUGUACCACUGGGUGGUGUUAAACAGCGAAUCAAGAAGCUGACAGAAGAAACUGUUACGCCACCUGCUCAGACCCUGGCUGUUAAACCCCGCCCUCUGCCCCCUGACCUGACCAAAAGGUUUGGCUCUGAGAAGUCCACAGACCUCGGCAGUCCCUCUCCUAGUAAGGCGGCAGACCGCCAUGAGAGUGACACUGAUCCUCAAGGGAGGGGGCAGGACUCAGUCUUCAUCUUCAGUGACCAAAGGAAGGUGGAUGAAGACACCAGAGGGUCCAAAGAGCAGCCCACCCAGACCUCUUCUGACCCCUCAGCUGGAAGGACUGCGGCACAGCGGGGGCUGGAGAUGGAGGCCCAGGAGAGCCACCCGAGCUGUGGGGUGCAGACUGUGCGAGCAGCCCUAUUUGAGAACGUGGUUGAGAGACACAGCGUGCUGGUGAUGGAUGAGGACAGAGCGCAGAUCAACACAAAGAGCUGUCCCAGGAGAAGUGUCUCUCUCAAACUGGGGGAUGGGGAGAAAGGCAGCAGCCUGGUCACCUCCCCCUACCGCGAGCCUGUGUCUCCCUCCAGCCCAGUUCGUGUGGAGCACUUGUUUGACACGGUGCACGCGGUGGGAGAGAGGAGAGCCGUUAGUGAGAUUGUCCCCUCGGCUCAGCUGGAGGACAAGGCCAUGACCCUCCGUUCCAGGCAUUCUGAGGGGAACAGGCCAGCUAGAGCUGAGCCAGUGGAGAAGAGACCUGCUCGGGUCCAAGGAGACCUCAGUUCGGCUCAGAUGGGAGCACCAGCCUCCCAACAUGAACAGGGACCACGCUACCUCAGGGUUGGAGCUCUGCAGAAGUGGAAUACCGCUGAGGUGCAUAGGGGAGCAGAGGUAGAGAAAGGAAGGCAAAGGGAAAUGGAAAAGGAGAGACACAUGGAGAGGGAGCGAAAGGAGGAGGAGAAAGAGAGGCAGAGGGAAGCGGAGAGGAGGAUGCAAAUGGCUGUAGAGAGGGAAAAGCCGAGAGAGCAGGACAGGGAGAGAGAGGAAGUGGCCGCACCGAAGCGUUUGAAAAUGCUGGAGGCAGAUGAGCAGCCACCCAAACCCAGGGCCACCUACUUUGCUCUGACUGGUCAGAUCCAGGAAGUAAUAUCCCAUGGGGAUGAGGGAACAGAGAGAGGGGACAUGGAAGUGCCCUUUGACGAUUUCUCUGUGAUGUCUGGACAAUGGGGUUCUCAAGGGAAGGUAAAAAGGAACCCCUCUCUAGGCAAAACAUUUGGGAAAAGCGCUCAAGGUCAAGAACAAGAAGAGGAAGUGAUGGAGAAGAUGCAAGCACAGGAAAGGAAGAGAGAAACGGCAUGGGACAGAAAGACCGGGAUGGAUGAGAUGGAAAUAGAAAAACAGAGAGAAUUGGAGAGGGAGAAAGAACGUCAGAGUGAGAGAAAGGAGUUUGAGAGGGAGAAACAGAGACAGCUGGAACUUGAGAUACAAAAACAGUUAGAAUAUGCUAGAAAGAGAGAGAUGGAGAAGCAGAGAGAGUUAGAAAAGGAGAGACAAAAUGAGUUGGAAAAGGAGACACAGAGAGAGUUGGAAAGACAGUGUGAGCUGGAGAGGGAGAGACGGUGUGAGCUGGAGAGGGAGAGACGGUGUGAGCUGGAGAGGGAGAGACGGUGUGAGCUGGAGAGGGAGAGACGGUGUGAGCUGGAGAGGGAGAGACGGUGUGAGCUGGAGAGGGAGAAAGAGUUUAAAAGGGAGAGGCAGCGCCAGUUCGACUUAGAGAGACAGAAGAAGUUGGAGAGACAGAUGGUUGAAGAGUUGGAGGAAAUAAAAGAAAUGGAGAGAAGGCAACUGUUUAGGUUUGAAAAGCAGAAGCAGGCUGAGAGAGAGAGACAACAGCUUCUGGACCUUGAAAAGCAGAUACUGAGAGAGAAGAUGGAGAGAGAGGAGCAGGAGAAGAUGAGACAACAGGCAAUACAACAGGAGGUAGACCUGGAGAGACAGAGGGAGUUGGAGCGGGAGAGACAGAGGGAGUUGGAGCGGGAGAGACAGAGGGAGUUGGAGCGGGAGAGACAGAGGGAGUUGGAGCGGGAGAGACAGAGGGAGUUGGAGCGGGAGAGACAGAGGGAGUUGGAGAGACAGAGGGAGUUGGAGCGGGAGAGUGUAGACGAAUUGGAGAUAAUAAAGGAGCUGGAGAGAAGACAACUGUUUGAGAAACAGAAUGAGAGAGAGAGACAACAGAGACUGAGGGAGAAGAUGGAGAAAGAGGAGCAGGAAAAUAUGAGACAGGUAGCUAGACAACAGGAGGCAGAGAGACAGAGAAUCCUGGAGAGACAGAGGAGAGAGAACCAGGAGAGGGGGGUGCUGGACUCCUUACCUCUCAGACCUAAAGUACUGAAUCUAGACUCUGUGUCUCUGGGUGACCUGCACUCCAGAGGCAGUCCCCACUCCCCUGGUGCCCGAUGGAAGCAUCCAUCUCCCCGGGGAGAGGACCACUACAGGCCUGGCAUCCUGGACAUAGACUCAUUCAGGUCCCAGACCCAGACGCAGCCCUCGCCCACUAGAGAGGUGUUCCCUGUCGCUAGCAUCAAGGGCUCAGACCCAGGUAGUGGGAUGAGAUCCCACACUCCAGAGAGGGAAGUUAGCCGUAGGGUGGGUGCAGUGGGGCGACCCAGCCCAGUGUGGGCCCCCUCUCAGCAGGAGCAGUGGGAGCAAAGGCUAGGAUUCAAUGAGGAAUCGGUGGAUAGGCCCACGGCUGGACCAGAACCACCCAGGAAGCCUGCCAAUAAACCCAGCCUGGAGCAGCUCCUCCACAGGCAGUUGGACAGGGCCACGGCCCCCAUUCUGGUCCCAGAGAGACGCUGGUCUGGUAUGCCCAGUGAAGCAUCCUUCCCCAGGAGAGAGCCCCACAGCCCUGGGUCCCCCAUGGAGCAGACCUGGUUCCCCCAGGACUCAGAGCCCCAGGGGCACAGGGUAGAGGCCAGAGGACAGAGGAGAUCUCAGGGCUCCCAGGAGCUGAACCGGAUGAGGUCCCGCAGCGUGUCCCGUCGAUCAGCCCCGUCUGAGAGUGCUGUGGAGGGGAGCCUGUCCAGGAUGAGGAGCAGGAGUGCACAUAGAGAGAGGGGCCGACAGAGCUCGGAGCAGUUGAAGCAGAGUGUGGAUGGUGAGGAAGAGGGGCGAGACAUAGACACACUGGUCCACGAGACAGACAGCCAGUAUGGGACCUGGGAGACAGGACUGCGCACUGACGAUAGCCUGACUCCUGCCACGCCCACCUCAGACAGCAACCUCAGCCAGUCGCCUAGGAAACCCAUUCCACCCCACACACCAGGGGAACAUGCCCCAUACAGCGACCUGGACACUCCAGAUGGCUUCUCCCCCUCGGUCCAGCCCGAGAUGCAACUACUCCCCUUCCCUGAGGCCUCUACCAUCCUGCUGGACUCCAGUGCGCUACGCUCCAGGGUGCAGCUGAGUAAGAUGCGGGGGCCACGUUCGCGCCCCUCCAGGGUGGCUCGUCAGACUGCUGCUUUGUCUGUACACCCUGAGGGACAGACCGCACCCACUGAGGACUGGCGCUCCCGAGACUCAACAGAGGACAACAUUGAGUCUUCCAAGCAGGAGGACUCAGACUCUGAGGAGCAGGAGAGGGGAGCAGACCCCCGCUCUGCUGCUGCCUCCUCCCAGCCCCAGAGAGUCGCCCUCUUUCCUGGGAUGGACCCCUCCGCUCUCAAGGCCCAGCUCAAGAAGAGAGGAGACUCUGACAAUCAGACAGACGGAGCCUCCCCAUCUCCCUCCCAGCUGUCCCGUUCUCCUAAAUCCCCCUUCCUGCCCCGGGCGUCCCGUGUGCUGCCCCCCUCCGGAGGGAAAGAAAAUGGGGAGGAGGCCUCACCACAGUGGCUGAGAGAACUGAAGUCUAAGAAGCGCUCGAGUCAGUAUGAAAAUGACAGCUAAGUGUGAAUGAGCAGGUUGCCUUAAAACUGAAUAAUCUGGUGGAGAAUUGGAGACAGAAGCCUUAACCUUUGACCCUGAGAAGAUGGAAACUCUGCUGCUGACAUUGUAAUUUGUCAUCUGUUUGUUCAUUUUAUCUGUUCUCUUCCUGCCUGGGUCACAUGCAUGGUGCCUUUUUGCAGACAACCUCGGUCUUAUGGAUGAAACGGCCCAGGUUAAAUAUCUGGCUGCUCUGCUCCGUUUGUCCAUUUUCUUUGCAUAGAUCCACUUUACCCUCUCACCUGACAGGGGAGACUACGGAAGGGGGGGAAACCCUUUCUCUCCUGUCAGGUUGCAUUUCAGGACUGGUUAAACUUGUGGGACCACACGCCUCUUGACCUGGAGGUGCUUCAAUAAGCUGGAGGACAGUCUAGUACCUCCACAAGAUAUAAAUGUAUUUCUUUUUUUUAAAUGUAUUUUUCAGGUUCGUCUACGCGUUACAUUUCUGUGUAUCUAUCAGUCAAGGGGUGUUGGUAAUAGUCAACAUAGGAUAACAUUUCUGAUUUUAUUUUUUGUCAUUGAUCAUAAAGAACAAAACACUGCUGAACUAAUGUUCAGCCAGGCUGUAUAUUAUGUGUUAGUAAUAAAUAUGGUAUCUAAUCAUGAAAUAUUAGAUUUGUGUUGUUGCUAAUUUGACAGAUGAAUCAUAACAUGUCCGAGUGUUUAGUUUUGUACGGAGAGCAUUGCAAGUAUCACUCCAGCAGAGGUUCCCAAGCCCAUUCCUCUGAUGAACUGACUGGGAACCUGUUGUGUUGACCUAAUGCAGCCCCUUUUAACUGAUGGGGGAAGAAAAAUGCUGUGGGUUCAGUGUCUUUUCAAUCAUAAUGUCUGAAUAUCUGUUUCUAUCGGUGUUUGUAUUUCUUAAGGAUCCCCAUUAGCUGCUGCCAAGGCAGUUAUAUACAAUUAAAAAAAUAACACUUUUCACAACACAUUGUGUUCCCUCAGGCCACUACUCUACUAACACAUAUCUACAAUACAACGUCCAUGUGUACGUGUGUGUAGAGUGCGUGUGGGGUGGGAAAGGUGAAGAGAAGGGUUAAUCACAUUGGAGGACUCUCAAUUACACACACACACACACACACACGCACACAAAUCAGCCUGUUCUUCCUCCCUUUACCUUCACUUACCUCUUCAGUGUAAGAUCAAAUGAUUGUGUGUAAUAGUGAUGGAUGAGUGCGUAAGGAUUGCAAGGAAAAUGGUCUAACUGUAUGUGUUACCAAUGAGCCAUACAUUCAAUGUGCACUCCCUGGGUUCUGCAACAUCUCCCAUUUAGAGAGAGAUUUUACCCACUUAUUCUUUUAUCGCUACAUCACUGUUGACAACAUGUAUGUGCAUGUACAAUCUCAAGUUAUUUUCCGUCACACUUUGCUCAGACACUGAAUGGACACACCAAGUAGCAGUGGUACAAUCAUAGUUUGGAUAUCAUGGAUUCAUCCACACAACUGUUAUGGUCCCAUUGUGCACAUGGUCAGUGCAGCGAUGUGGAUGUAUAGUGGAAUGGUAGGAGUAUGGCUUCCACUACUCCAGUGGGGAAUAUGAGUAAAGUAUAUGGUUUUGAGAUGAGGGUGGGUGGUUAUUUUACCCUAUUUUGCUGCACAAGACUAUUUUCACCAGUUGUUUUAGAGCUCAGAGCUGACUUAGGCCAUUCCCCUGACCAUGUCAGCCAUGCCCCUGACCAUGUUAGCCAUGCCCCUGACCAUGUUAGCCAUGCCCCUGACCAUGUUAGCCAUGCCCCUGACCUUGUUAGCCCUGACCAUGUUAGCCAUGCCCCUGACCAUGUUAGCCAUGCCCCUGACCAUGUUAGCCCUGACCAUGUUAGCCAUGCCCCUGACCAUGUUAGCCAUGCCCCUGACCAUGUUAGCCCUGACCAUGUUAGCCAUGCCCCUGACCAUGUUAGCCAUGCCCCUGACCAUGUUAGCCAUGCCCCUGACCAUGUUAGCCAUGCCCCUGACCAUGUUAGCCAUGCCCCUGACCAUGUUAGCCAUGCCACUAGCCAUGCCCCUGACCAUGUUAGCCAUGCCACUAGCCAUGCCCCUGACCAUGUUAGCCAUGCCCUGACCAUGUUAGCCAUGCCCCUGACCAUGUUAGCCCUGACCAUGCCCCUGACCAUGUUAGCCAUGCCCCUGACCAUGUUAGCCCUGACCAUGCCCCUGACCAUGUUAGCCAUGCCCCUGACCAUGUUAGCCAUGCCCCUGACCAUGUUAGCCAUGCCCCUGACCAUGUUAGCCAUGCCCCUGACCAUGUUAGCCCUGACCAUGCCCCUGACCAUGUUAGCCCUGACCAUGCCCCUGACCAUGUUAGCCAUGCCCCUGACCUUGUUAGCCAUGCUGCACUGUCCCACUACUUCCGUUAAGCACUUUGUCAGUUAAUGCACUACAGCACUGACCUGUGCACUGGCUAUUCUGUUAUACAUCCCACCUUCCACAUGUUCAUAGACCGAUGUUGGAAUGCAAGUGAAUGUGUUGAUUGGAUCUUUGGAGUCGUUGUCCCUAUGGUGUCCAUGGCGUUUCACUUUGUCAUGACUUUUGUCAGUUUGAGGGUUUAUUUUUUUUCUCUCAUUUUAUUUUUUAAAAUAAAAUAUGUAUUUUACAUUGUUUUAAUGCCAGUGUCCAAAAUUGUAACUUCUUAAUAAAAUGUACUGAGUUGAGCUUC